UUUAGUUCAACGACACACCCAGCAAAUCAAGAACAACAACAGCAAAAAGGAGAAGAAGAGAAGCGGGGCGUUAAGCAGAGACGAAAUAUAAAAUACAGCUAAAAACUAAAACAAAAAACAAAAUGAAAUGAUAGAAGAAAACCAAGCUAAGCUGCAGAUGACCUUGCGAUACCCUUCCAUGUUUGCUGACAUCUUUGGCCAUAGGAAUCGAUUAAUUUAUGGACUAUCUCCAUGGCCUACUUCCACUAGAUAACGCAUGUACUCCGUCUGAAGGGAAGCAAAUAGCGAAAGACAAGGCGUACGUGCGUAAACAUGGAGAAAUAUCAGCAGACUGUGCUCGUAAAUUUUCAUAUCGUUGUUUGAAACCGCCUUCCUGCCCUAUGCACUAUAUCAGCAACAAAAACAACUACACCUAUCACUACAACAACAACAACAACAAACAACAAACAAGUCAACCAAAAAGCAAUCGUAAAAAGCAAAUAACUAGUCAAAAGUUGUAAUUGGAAGCAAAUGUUGUACAUACCUACGGAUAAAUUGUAAAUAUGUAUGAUUUUGCCAAGUGCCCCCCAUAACUCUUCUUCGUUUCUUCUCGUUUUAAUCAUCAGUUUGUCCGAUUUAAAUAUUAAACACUAAACUUAACUUUAAAGUUAACUUUGUAAAUGAAAAUUCAAAGAGUUUUGGGUAGCAAAUAGUCGUCCAUUGCUCGACUAUCGCUUAAAGUAAAAGUAAAGAUCAUUAAUUGGUUAAAUCCAUUCGAUAUUUAGAACCUUUGGCCAGCAAAAUUUAGCUAGAAGACAAAAUAUACAAGGAGAGAAAUUUUUGCAUACUAAAUUUAAUGAACCCAAACGGAGGCUGGAAAUAACAAGCAAAGCAGAGACCCAACAAUAAUUAGCAUUAAAAAUUGGUUAACAAAAACGGAAAUAUCGACGAGGAAAAACGGAUAAGUUGUACGCCCAUUGUGAUUAUUAAUUUUAGACGUAGGCCCAAGAAACCAAAAAACUAAAAAACCAAAAAACAAAAAAAAAAAACGAAAUAAGCAAAAUUCGAAGAGGAGAAUCGUUCGUUGCUCACAAAAAUACCAAAAACGACCAAAAAGCAAAGCAAAAGCAAAACGAGAGAAGCAAAAGCAACAUUAGCCGCCCAAGAAACUUAAAAAGCAUUAGCAAAAAAAAAAAAAAAAAAACAAACUCUUAGUUCAAUUCCAUCCAAAAACCAAAACCAAACUCUCGGCUUUGACAAAUGUGAGACGGCGGCGUUCAAACUAAAAAAGAAAUACACAAAAAAUCCAUUGAUGCGGCUGCCAAACACAACGACAACGCAGUCUCAACUUUUGCCCUAAAGCAUCUGUCCUCUAAACCUCUCUAUAUAUAUAUCUCUAUAUAUAUAUAAAAAGAUAUAUACAUCUGAAUCUGAAUCUGAAGUUCCCUUUAAACGCAAGGUUUCUCCUCUCCUGUAAAGUCGCGAGUGCGUUUCCGUAUCGGUAUACAGUUUUCCGUUUCGGUUUCGGUGGAAAACUAAAUAAACAGCGGCUGCUGCCACUGCCCACUGCCACUGUUUCGAUCGGAUCCGGUUCUGGGAAACAGCCGCCAAGAUGACCAUGUGGCAGAGUGGCGGCAUGGGAGGCCAUGGCUCCCAGAACAAUCCAUGGAUGAAGCUGAUGGGCAUCGUUCACAAGGAGCGUCGUCACACGGAGAACGUCCAGAGCCAGUCGGGUUCCAACGAGCGCAACCUAAACCAGUCUUUGCCCAAAUUGAGCAGUCAAGACGAAGAAGGGGGGGCUGGUCAUGGCUUUGGUGGCGGACCGCAACACUUUGAACCCAUUCCUCACGAUCAUGAUUUCUGCGAAAGAGUCGUUAUAAAUGUAAGCGGAUUAAGGUUUGAGACACAACUACGUACGUUAAAUCAAUUCCCGGACACGCUGCUUGGGGAUCCAGCUCGGAGAUUACGGUACUUUGACCCGCUUAGAAAUGAAUAUUUUUUUGACCGUAGUCGACCGAGCUUCGAUGCGAUUUUAUACUAUUAUCAGAGUGGUGGCCGACUACGGAGACCGGUCAAUGUCCCUUUAGACGUAUUUAGUGAAGAAAUAAAAUUUUAUGAAUUAGGUGAUCAAGCAAUUAAUAAAUUCAGAGAGGAUGAAGGCUUUAUUAAAGAGGAAGAAAGACCAUUACCGGAUAAUGAGAAGCAGAGGAAAGUCUGGCUGCUGUUCGAGUAUCCAGAGAGUUCGCAAGCCGCCAGAGUUGUAGCCAUAAUUAGUGUAUUUGUUAUAUUGCUAUCAAUUGUUAUAUUUUGUCUAGAAACAUUACCCGAAUUUAAGCAUUACAAGGUGUUCAAUACAACAACAAAUGGCACAAAAAUCGAGGAAGACGAGGUGCCUGACAUCACAGAUCCUUUCUUCCUUAUAGAAACGUUAUGUAUUAUUUGGUUUACAUUUGAACUAACUGUCAGGUUCCUCGCAUGUCCGAACAAAUUAAAUUUCUGCAGGGAUGUCAUGAAUGUUAUCGACAUAAUCGCCAUCAUUCCGUACUUUAUAACACUAGCGACUGUCGUUGCCGAAGAGGAGGAUACGUUAAAUCUUCCAAAAGCGCCAGUCAGUCCACAGGACAAGUCAUCGAAUCAGGCUAUGUCCUUGGCAAUAUUACGAGUGAUACGAUUAGUUCGAGUAUUUCGAAUAUUUAAGUUAUCUAGGCAUUCGAAGGGUUUACAAAUAUUAGGACGAACUCUGAAAGCCUCAAUGCGGGAAUUAGGUUUACUUAUAUUUUUCUUAUUUAUAGGCGUCGUACUCUUCUCAUCGGCGGUUUAUUUUGCGGAAGCUGGAAGCGAAAAUUCCUUCUUCAAGUCCAUACCCGAUGCAUUUUGGUGGGCGGUCGUUACCAUGACCACCGUUGGAUAUGGUGACAUGACACCCGUCGGCGUUUGGGGCAAGAUUGUGGGAUCACUGUGUGCCAUUGCUGGCGUGCUGACCAUCGCACUGCCGGUGCCGGUCAUCGUCAGCAAUUUCAACUACUUCUAUCACCGCGAAACGGAUCAGGAGGAGAUGCAGAGCCAGAACUUUAAUCACGUUACUAGUUGUCCAUAUUUGCCAGGUACAUUAGUAGGUCAACACAUGAAGAAAUCAUCGUUGUCCGAGUCCUCAUCGGAUAUGAUGGAUUUGGACGAUGGUGUCGAGUCCACGCCGGGAUUGACAGACACACAUCCUGGACGCAGUGCGGUGGCUCCAUUUUUGGGAGCCCAGCAGCAGCAACAGCAACAGCAGCAGCAACAACAACCGGUAGCAUCAUCGUUGUCGAUGUCGAUCGACAAGCAGCUGCAGCAUCCAUUGCAACAGCUGACGCAGACGCAACUGUAUCAACAGCAACAGCAGCAGCAGCAAAAUGGCUUCAAGCAACAACAACAGCAGCAGCAACAGCAACAGACGCAGCAGCAGCAGCAGCAACAGUCCCACACAAUAAAUGCAAACGCGGCAGCGGCAACGAGCGGCAGCGGCAGCAGCGGUCUCACCAUGAGGCACAAUAAUGCCCUGGCCGUUAGUAUCGAGACCGACGUUUGACUACUGGUGCAAAAGACGUUGCGUGGUAUAAAUUUGGCCUUGACAGGAGUUACGUUGGAUGCCAGAAACGACUACAAAAGCUGUUUAUAUUUAAUUUAAGUAGAACAAAUAACAAAAGGAGAAACAAAUUUAAUCUAUUGCUAAAUUAAAUUAAAUCUAAAUUAAAACUUAAAUUAAUUUAA
This is a messenger RNA of Drosophila eugracilis, 3729 nucleotides long. RefSeq names its product potassium voltage-gated channel protein Shaker (gene shaker). Gene Ontology annotation, biological process: protein homooligomerization; potassium ion transmembrane transport. Gene Ontology annotation, molecular function: delayed rectifier potassium channel activity; protein binding. Bases 1592 to 3547 code for a protein of 651 amino acids. The record is from RefSeq and is a predicted model, not a curated record. The transcript is spliced from 13 exons. Gene Ontology annotation, cellular component: voltage-gated potassium channel complex; membrane. NCBI's taxonomy places the organism in Eukaryota, Metazoa, Arthropoda, Insecta, Diptera, Drosophilidae.